UAUCUCCUUUCACUCAUUUUUUAAGGUUAAUUUUGAAUAUCGAUUUUCAAAAUGGCCGCCGCAGUAGCACAGGGAGCCGCCGGCAACAACUCCUUCAAGGACAAGGAGAAGCCGAUGGCCGUGCGGGCCUCCAACAUUCUCGCUGCUCGGGCUGUCUCCGAUGCCAUUCGAACAUCGUUGGGACCCAGGGGUAUGGACAAGAUGAUCCAAACGCCCAAGGGACAGACCAUCAUUACCAACGAUGGAAACACCAUGUUGAAGGAUAUGAGCGUGAUGCACCCAGCUGCCCGUAUGCUCGUCGACCUGAGUGCGGCACAGGAUGUCGAAGCUGGUGAUGGAACGACAUCAGUAGUUGUCAUUGCUGGCAGUCUGCUCGGCGCUGCCGAAAGGUUGCUAGCCAAGGGCCUUCACCCCACUGUCAUCUCCGAGUCUUUCCAGAGAGCCGCCGCUGCUUCCGUUGAGAUCCUCCACAACAUGUCCCGUCCUAUCAACCUUUCCGAUCGCUCCACCCUCCUCCAAGCCGCUUCUACUUCGCUUUCGUCCAAGAUCGUGUCCCAGCACUCCGGACUUCUGGGCCCGAUGGCCGUGGACUCUGUGCUAAAGGUCUGUGACCCGAAGACCGCAGAGAAUGUGGACUUGCGGGACAUCCGUAUCGUGAAGAAGGUUGGCGGCACAAUCGAGGACAGCGAGAUGGUUGAUGGCGUGGUUCUCAACCAGCCUGUGAUUAAGACCAGUGGUGGCCCCACAAGAAUCGAGAAGGCGCGGAUAGGUCUGAUUCAGUUCCAACUGAGCCCGCCCAAGCCAGACAUGGAGAACCAAAUCGUGGUGAACGACUACCGUCAGAUGGAUAAGAUCCUGAAGGAGGAGCGCCAAUACAUGCUCAACAUGGUCAAAAAGAUCCAGAAGACCAAGUGCAACGUCCUUUUGAUUCAGAAGUCCAUCCUCCGUGACGCCGUGAACGAACUUUCCCUGCACUUCCUUUCCCGUCUCAAGAUUCUCGCCAUCAAGGAUAUUGAGCGUGAUGAGGUCGAGUUCCUGUGCAAGAGUCUCGGCUGCAAGCCCGUCGCUAAUGUCGACUCCUUCACCGAGGACAAGCUCGGCACCGCUGACCUUGUCGAGGAAGUCCAGGCCUCCGGUGCUCGUUACGUCAAGAUCACCGGUAUCAAGGCUCCUCUUGCCGCUUACAACCAGACCGUCUCAAUUGUCGCCCGCGGUGCCAACAGCUUGAUUCUGGAUGAAGCCGAGCGAUCUUUGCACGACGCCCUGUGUGUCAUUCGCUGCCUCGUCAAGAAGCGUGCCAUGAUCGCAGGUGGUGGUGCUCCCGAGGUUGAAGUGGCCCACACACUCGCCAUGCGUGCUCGUGAGCUUACUGGCACCGAGGCUAUCUGCUUCAAGGCCUUCGCCGACGCCAUGGAGAACGCCGGUCUCAACUCCAUCAAGGUUGUGACUGAACUGCGUCACCGCCACGCUCAGGGCCAGCACAAUGCUGGUGUCAGCAUUCGCAGCGGUGGUGUGAAGGAUGAUAUCACAGAGGAGAACAUUCUCCAGCCCCUGUUGGUCAGCACUAGUGCGAUUGAGCUGGCUGCGGAGACUGUGAAGAUGAUCAUGAGAAUUGAUGACAUUGCUCUGUCGCGGUAA
Penicillium mononematosum is the source of this 1638-nucleotide messenger RNA. Its product is annotated as chaperonin-containing T-complex subunit CCT4. Gene Ontology annotation, cellular component: chaperonin-containing T-complex. Gene Ontology annotation, biological process: protein folding. Bases 52 to 1638 code for a protein of 528 amino acids. The record is from RefSeq and is a predicted model, not a curated record. NCBI's taxonomy places the organism in Eukaryota, Fungi, Ascomycota, Eurotiomycetes, Eurotiales, Aspergillaceae. The transcript is spliced from 8 exons. Gene Ontology annotation, molecular function: ATP-dependent protein folding chaperone; ATP hydrolysis activity; ATP binding.